AUCAAACUGUUCACUGUUUGUAUUUAUUUUUAUGGGAUCGACGGCUGCUCACUCCCUUUAAAAUCCAAUUGUUGAGAGCCUCAAUGCUACAUCUUUGUGUUUCUGAUAUAUCAUUCAUCACUUCACAAAUUUAGAGAUAAAAAGAGUUUGUUGCUGCUGUUUUUGGAAAAGGCCUUUUUUUUUUUUGGAAAGAUAUUGAUAAUGGGUAGAGGAAAACACGAGCACUGCUGGAAACAUGUUACAAGAGUAGAAAAUGGUCUUAAAUGGAUAUGCAAUUAUUGUAAUGAUAAGUUUAGUGGAGGAGCUUCUAGAAUUCAAACACACCUUGGUGGCAAAGGAGGAGGCAUUAGGCGAUGCUCCAAUUAUCACGAAGGAGUUCACAACAAUAUGGCAUCCACUUCAAGUAAUCCACCAGAAGCUGCUGUGAUUAAUAGAGUUUAUUCAACACAAGAUCAAGGUGUGCACGGUAGCGGUGGUAACAGAAGUUUUUCUGAAAGUGAGAUUAAUCAAUUAAAACAAUUGGUUAUUGAUUUAAAAUGUGAGGAAAAAGAUAUUGCAAAACAACUUCAAUGGUUGGAGUCUCGGGGAAAAAAGCGCAAACCAGAAGUUGAUGUAUGGCUGAGAAAAUUACUAGAUAUGAAAGGAAGCAUGUAUGAUAUGAAUAACUUAAAUGGAACUCUUGAUGUAUCUGAGCUGAUAAAAAAUAUGAAAAGACACAAGAAAGAGAAACCUAUAAUUUUGUCGAAUGAAUUUGUUGGGAGAGCAUUAGACCUUGAUAUCCAGAGAGUAUUUUACUUUCUAGAUGAUGACAAAGUCUUUGUAAUUGGCAUAUGUGGAAUGGGAGGUGUGGGAAAAACUUUACUUGCAACUCUCGUGGAGAAGGAAGGAAAAAGGAAACCAACUUUUAAGGAUGUGAUUUGGAUCACUGUUUCUCACAAUCAUAGCAUCUCAAAACUCCAACAUGAUAUAGCAAAAAGAAUAGGCUUGAAGCUUGAUGCAGAUGAUGAAAGAGUUAGAGCUGACAACUUGUCUUCGGUAUUGGAGAAAAAGGGAAAAUCAAUUCUUAUUUUGGAUGAUGUUUGGAAAUAUAUUGAUUUGCAGAAGGUAGGAAUUCAUCCAAAAGUGAAUGGCAUUAAAGUGAUUCUAACAACACGUUUGAAACAUGUAUGUGACCAGAUGAAUUGCCACCCAUAUGCUAUAAUACAAAUCUUUCCUCUCAGCGCAUGUGAAGGGUGGGAGUUGUUUAUGCUAAAACUCGGAGAUGAUGGCACACCUAAGAUACUUCCAUAUGAAAUAGAAAAGAUUGCAAGAUGUAUCGUAGAGAGAUUUAAGGGUUUACCACUCGCAAUCAAUGUGAUGGCUAGAACUAUGAAAGGGAUUAAUGACUUUCAUCAAUGGAAACAUGCACUUAACAAACUUGAAAAAUUGGAAAUGGGACAAAUGGUGGAAGAAGAAGUCUUCAAAGUAUUAAAGCCUAGCUAUGAUAAUUUGAUGGAGAAGAACUUGCAAAACUGUUUUUUGUAUUGUGCAUUAUUAUCUAUUAAUGAUUGUGAUUGGGAUAGGGAUUGGGAUGAGUUUGAAAAAGAUGAGUUGAUCAUGAAGCUAGUUGAUCAUGGGAAGAUAAAUGAUAGUAUGUGUUUGGAAGAAAUAUUUGUUGAAGGGAAUACCAUAUUGAAAAAGCUUAAAUCCCAUUCUUUGAUUAGUUUUCAUUAUUAUUUAGUAGCCACACAUCCCUUGGUGAGAAAUAUGGCAUGUUAUAUAUGGAAAGAGAGUCAGAGGAAUGCUAUAGUGAGAUCGGGUAAAGGAUUGACCAAGAUGCAUCUCUCACAUGAAUGGGCAACUGAUUUAGAGUUAGUUCAUAUGUGGGAUUGUGAUAUAGAACAAAUCUCAGAGGACGUGUCACCUAAUUGUCCAAAGUUGUCCACCUUAAUUAUAAAUAAAGUGUACAUUAGUCAUGUUCCUGAGAGUUUUUUCAAAUAUAUGAAUAGUUUAUCAAUACUUGAUCUAUCCGAUAAUGAAGAACUAGUAUCUUUGCCGAACUCGGUGGCUGGGUUGAGGUCUCUUGUUUCUUUAGUUCUCAAAAGAUGUGCUUCACUGAUACAUGUGCCCCCAUUGGGAGAAUUACAAGCAUUGUCAAGAUUGGUCAUUUCGGUGACUUCCAUUGAGAAAUUACCACUAGGCUUGGAAAAACUAACCAAUUUGAAAUGGCUUGAUCUAUCCAAAAACAUGAGUUUGAAUUUAGAAUUGAGGUCUUUUUCAUCCUAUUUGAUUAAAUUGCAAUACCUCGAUCUCCGAGAUACUCAUGCUCUAAAUAUGGUUGAAGAUGUUCAAGGGAUGAAUAUGCUUGAAUGUUUUGGAGGCGCCUUUGACUACAGAUGUUUCUACCAAUCCAUGCAAAAUAACCUUGACAUGAGUUUUGAGCGCAUCAAAACAUACAAUCUCAUAUUAGGAAAUGUAUGUAGUGCAUCAUUAGGUGACUGGUGGCAUAAUGUUAAUUUGAAAAGAUUUGGUGCAGCUGAUCAUGAAACUAAGAGUAUACAAUUUGGAGAUUGUGAUCAUUACUCCCACAUACUGCCUAAAGACCUUACAUGUCUGUUUAUAAUUCAAAAUAAUCAUUGGGUUUGCUUAUGUGAUGCUCUAUCAUAUAACACUGCUUCUUCUUUGAGGAAAAUUGGAACUUCUGAUUGCCAACAAAUGGAGAGCUUGUUUUGUUUAUCAGGUUCUUGUUCCUUUUGCACCAAGAUUCACAGCCUUGAAGUUUUGAAACUUGUAAGUUUGAAAAGUUUAACCGUUGUCUGUAAAGAAGUUUUUGAAGUUAGACAAUCUUUGACACCAUUUGGCAUGUUCUCUUGUCUAAAAGAAUUUGACAUUAUUGGUUGCAAUUUGAUAGAGAAGUUGUUUACACCACAAUUAAUUCUGCAACUUCAAAAUCUGGAGACAAUAACCGUAAUAAGUUGUGAUUCAAUGAAAGAGAUAUUUGCAGAGAGCAACAGUGAUGACAAUGACCGAUCCAUCAUUUCACUUCCUAAGUUGACUGAAUUAACCUUGGAGUAUUUACCACAAUUGAAGAUCGUGUGCAAAGGCAGCAUACGGUGUGGAUCUUCAUCUUCACCACUGAGCAUCUACGACUGUCCAAGUUUAGAGAGGCAGCCAACAUUUUAUAAUUUUUGAUUUUUUUUUUUCUUUUUAAGUUGCAUUGUACAAACUAGUAUUAUAUUACAUGUCAAUCAAUGUUGCUAUUCAGUUCGAGCAUGAAAGUGUUCAUCCUGGCCAUUUUCAUGUCUCCAUCAAAUUGCAUGUCAUACUUUCUCUUUUUAACUUUUACAGUUAUUUUGCUUUUUUCUUCAA
Molecule: messenger RNA, 3348 nt
Organism: Medicago truncatula (barrel medic)
Lineage: Eukaryota; Viridiplantae; Streptophyta; Magnoliopsida; Fabales; Fabaceae
Product: putative disease resistance protein At4g10780
Exons: 4
Coding region: 202-3171 (989 amino acids)
Molecular function (GO): DNA binding; ADP binding; protein binding
Source: RefSeq, a predicted model, not a curated record